UUUGGCGCAGCCACCCGGCUCAAGAGACCACGCCACGCAGCCCCUCGAGACCCCGCGACCGCGGCGUGCGCAAGCGACAGGCGGAGAGCGCCAGCCGGAAGCGCCUGCGCCGGGCCUGCCCGGGCCGAUCCCGUGCCCGGGACCGGCGUGUGCCGCGCACGGGGUGCUUCCCCUCCGGCCAGGCCACGGGGCGCCGCUCGCCUGGGCCCCGGGCGGGCCCUGCCCGGAGCGGUGCGGGCGCUUCCGGCGGGCGCCCUCGCCCCCCGGCGGCGCGAGCGGCGAGACAUGUCGGUGCAGUUCCAGUCCCAGAACUUCCAGCACAUCCUGCGCAUGUGCAACACCAACGUGGACGGGAGGCAGAAGGUGAUGUACGCGCUCACGGCCAUCCGCGGCCUUGGCCGGCGGUUCUCGAACAUCAUCUGCAAGAAGUGCGACAUCGACCUCAACAAGCGCGCCGGCGAGCUCACGACCGACGAGGUGAACAAGAUCGUGGCCGUGGCCAGCAGCCCGCUGCAGUUCAAGAUCCCAGCGUGGAUGCUCAAUCGUCAGAAAGACGUCAAGGACGGCAAGACCUCGCAGAAGUACGCGAACUUCCUCGACCAGGAGCCCUCCGAGAGGACCUGGAGCGGAUGAAGCGCGUGCGCCUCCACAGGGGCAUCCGCCACUACUGGGGCAUCCGCGUGCGCGGUCAGCACACGAAGACCACGGGCCGCCACAGGGCCAUGGGCGAUGGCGGCAAGAAGUGAGCCGGCAGGGUGGGCUGCGCUGGAUUGGGGCUUGCGGGUGGGCGCCGUGCCAAAAUCAUAGUAUUUUUGAGGGCGUCUGUUGCAUGACCUUGCUGCUUUGUGUGCGUGAGUACCUUGCCUGGCCAGGGCUGAUGAGCUGUUGCAUGCUGCUUCUGCAUUGUGAGGAUGACGCGGACCGAAGACUGGCCGAGCUGAUGGGCACUGGCAGCAAACCGCCUGCUGAAAAGCAGGAUGCUCUGCCAGAUCGAGACCGGAAGCGCUCGAGAUCCAGGAGCGGCUCUUUGUUUUUUUUCUGCACUCGAGCCCUCUCUGCAGCUAUCCUUGUGGCCGCCCUGUUGUGAUACCUCACCGUCCAUACCAUGUCAUCAUGCCCAUUCUUCCGAUCGUUCUUUUCAGGGCGCGGAUUCUGGAUCUCUUGACCCUUUUCCAUGAUUGUGUAGUUGUGUUUCCCGUAU
Molecule: messenger RNA, 1201 nt
Organism: Prorocentrum cordatum
Lineage: Eukaryota; Dinophyceae; Prorocentrales; Prorocentraceae
Source: the annotation of a GenBank genome assembly